AAUCUGAUUUUCUAACCCAGCUUUCUCUGUUACUAGGUUGAGAAAUUCACCAUUUCUUCUGCUUUUCCUGUGACCUUAAGUCUGGCUAUAUCGUGAACCUUGAGACUGUUCUGGAUUGCCACAUCAUCAACUUGGACGCAGACGUUAAAGGGCGAGCAAAGUUAUGGCAGACUCACCAACUCUGAGUGUCACGCUCCUUGGUGCAGGUCAAGAGGUGGGAAGAUCCUGCUGCGUGCUGCAGUACAGGGGGAAAACCAUUGUCUGUGACACAGGAGUGCACCCUGCGUACAGCGGUAUGGCUUCGCUCCCAUUUGUGGAUGAACUUGAUUGGAGCACGGUAGACGCGAUUUUGAUCACUCACUUUCACCUUGAUCAUGCUGCUGCCCUGACUUACAUCAUGGAAAAGACCAACUUUAGGGAUGGUAAGGGUAAGGUGUACAUGACGCAUCCUACGAAAGCUGUGCACAAGUUCAUGAUGCAAGAUUUUGUUCGAACGAGUUCGUCGUCCUCCGAUGCCCUAUUCACUCCCCUUGAAAUGAACAUGUCGCUGUCGUCGAUUAUCCCGGUCUCUGCACAUCAAUUGAUUACACCUUGUCCUGGAGUUUCGUUCAUUCCUUAUCAUGCAGGCCAUGUAUUGGGUGCAUGCAUGUUUCUCAUUGAUAUAGCUGGCCUCAAGAUUCUGUACACAGGGGACUAUUCUCGCGAAGAAGACCGACAUCUUGUCAAGGCAGAAGUUCCCCCUGUUCGGCCGGAUGUCCUCAUUGUCGAAAGUACAUACGGCGUUCAGAGCUUAGAAGGUCGCGAUGAGAAGGAGCUGCGUUUUACGAGUCUCGUUCACUCAAUUAUUAGGCGUGGAGGACACGUCCUUCUACCCACUUUUGCUCUUGGACGAGCUCAGGAACUUCUUCUUAUCCUCGAUGAAUAUUGGAAGAAGCAUCCAGACCUGCACAACGUGCCCAUUUACUAUGCUUCUAACCUGGCACGCAAAUGCAUGGCUGUAUAUCAGACGUACAUACAUACAAUGAACUCGAACAUUCGCUCGAGGUUCGCGAAGCGAGACAAUCCAUUUGUAUUCAAGCAUAUAUCUAAUCUUCCACAACCACGCGGCUGGGAACGGAAAAUCGCGGAUGGCCCACCAUGCGUUGUAUUGGCAAGUCCAGGUUUUCUUCAAACUGGACCCAGUCGUGAAUUACUCGAACUUUGGGCGCCUGACUCUCGAAAUGGACUCAUUAUUACUGGAUACUCUAUCGAAGGAACACUGGCUCGGGACAUCAUGACUGAACCAGAUGAGAUUAUUGGACUGAAGGGCAACACUAUCCCGCGAAAAAUAUCAGUCGACUAUCUUUCUUUUAGUGCGCACGUGGACUACUCUCAGAAUUCCGAAUUCAUCGAGCUGGUGAAGGCUCAACAUGUGGUUCUAGUUCACGGGGAGCAAACAGCAAUGGGGCGUCUCAAAGCAGCCAUGACUGCAAAAUUCAAGGAUCGCGAUGAGGAUGUGAAGAUCCACACCCCUCGUAACCUUGAAACUCUCGAGCUAUCCUUCCGCGGGGAACGUGUGGCAAAGGCGAUUGGUACUCUGGCUAGUAAGGCUCCUCAAGAAAACGACAUCAUAUCAGGAUUGCUUGUUUCCAAGGAUUAUUCUUAUACCCUUCUCGAUCCGCGUGAUUUGAAAGACUUCGCUGGGUUAUCGACUUGCACUGUCACUCAGCGACAGAAGGUAGUCCUUGGCGUGGGCUGGGACCUUGUGCGGUGGCAUCUGGAAGGAAUGUACGGUAGUGUUGAAGAGGGUUUGGACAAAGAUGGCGUGAAGGUGAUUCGGGUUAUGGGUGCUGUCGACGUCAAACACACUGCAGAACACGAACUCACGCUUGAGUGGGACUCGACCGCAAGUAACGACAUGAUUGCCGAUUCUGUUUUAGCUCUUAUUACGGGCAUUGACAAAAGUCCUGCCUCUGUAAAAUUAACCUCACAGCAACAUUCACAUACUCAUCACCCUCACUCGGACCAUCAUGAAGGUGAUCAGUCUAUCACUAGAAUCCAGCGGAUUGCAUGGUUCUUGGAUGCACAUUUCGGUGAUGUGGAGCUGCACAUGCCCGAAGCAGGUGGUGAACAAGACCAAGACCAAGAACAGGGCGACAAGAGCGAACCAGCAUUGAUCGUGCGGAUGGAUGACUCAGGAGAAGCUGAUGCACACAUAAAUCUAGUAACCUUGGUGGUGUCGUGUCCAAGCGACACCAUGCGUAAGCGUGUUGAAGCAGUAUUGGACAUGGCUAUAACUACAGUGAGCUCCCUCGCGGAAUCUUUCGCCACCGGGGUCAGUAUGUCCCCUGAAGACACGGACCCGAGGCAAGAAAAAUCCACCUCACCCGAACAUACGGAUACGAAAAGUCUAGAGGAUACGAUGACUACCAGUGAAGCUGAUAUUGCUUCAUGAUGAUUGUAAUUUCGUCUACUGUAGCCUGUCUUUGUAGUGCCGAAUAUUUAUUAAUGAUGUUAUACUGCUACAUGAGCUCAAUAAU
Molecule: messenger RNA, 2519 nt
Organism: Suillus subaureus
Lineage: Eukaryota; Fungi; Basidiomycota; Agaricomycetes; Boletales; Suillaceae
Product: Metallo-hydrolase oxidoreductase
Exons: 11
Coding region: 164-2434 (756 amino acids)
Biological process (GO): mRNA 3'-end processing by stem-loop binding and cleavage
Cellular component (GO): mRNA cleavage and polyadenylation specificity factor complex
Molecular function (GO): RNA endonuclease activity; 5'-3' exonuclease activity; RNA binding
Source: RefSeq, a predicted model, not a curated record